This is a messenger RNA of Tigriopus californicus, 1842 nucleotides long. Its product is annotated as pro-resilin-like. Gene Ontology annotation, cellular component: extracellular matrix. NCBI's taxonomy places the organism in Eukaryota, Metazoa, Arthropoda, Copepoda, Harpacticoida, Harpacticidae. The transcript has 3 exons. The coding region runs from base 1273 to 1713 and encodes 146 amino acids. The record is from RefSeq and is a predicted model, not a curated record.
GGAAUAUCUAUAAAAGUGCGGAUUGCCAUGUCAAUAUCACCAGUUCUACUUUGCCAUUGCUUCCCCACAUCUCUCAACCAUGAACAAACCUAUCAUUGUGUGUCUACUUUUGGUCGGAACGGUCCUAGCUCAUCCUCAAAGGGGAGGUCACCGAGGAUCUGGAGGUUACAGUCAUGACAGCAAUCACCAACCGGCUAGUUACAGUUUCGGCUACAACGUGAACGACAAUUAUCAGGGAGCCCAGUUUGGGCAUGACGAAAAGCGCAAUGGGGACUCGACUUCGGGGAGUUAUUUUGUGCAUUUGCCCGAUGGUCGGAUGCAAACUGUGACUUAUUCGGUGGAUGGUUAUAAGGGUUAUGUGGCUGAAGUGAAGUAUUCGGGUAAAGCCCAAUUUGACUCCCCACCACGCAAAUCUUCAGGGGGCUUCAAAGGAUAUAACUGAAUGAUUGAGCAUCUUUUUUGAUUGAAUAAAGACAGUUCUUGCGUUCUGUGUCCGUUCGUCCAAUCUUGUUGACUUUUAAUGGUCAGACCACCGUUCAAAUAGAAGUAUAGACAAAGAAGAUCUUUGACAUUCAUGUACGUACAUAGAUAUCGUUCCGAGCAAUUACGAAGAAAGUUCAUCACAUAAUCGUUCGUUUUUGCAACGUUCAUUUGAGAGAAUGAAAGAAUCUAGCUCUUCCUUCCGGCUGCUCCAAUAAAGUAGGGAGAAAGGUCUUUUUGAUCUUGGAAGUGCAUUUGUGGGUUGGGGGUAAAAACUGCAUCUCCUGCCAAGAUCAAGGUAGACCUAUCAUAUUCUCAUUAUUUCUAGGUCAUCCUUCAGCGGGUUCUCAUGACGAAGCAAUUUGGCCAUUUUCAAGCCAAUGAAAUGAAUUCGUCGCAUCGUAAUGGUUCUUUCGCCAAGAGCUGACAUCUGGAAAAAUGACCAUAAUUGUGUUCAUCUCCGCGCAUCGAGACUGAAUUACUGCUUGUUUGGUUUGGCUACCAAGGUUUCUCGAUUGAAGUCAAUUCGCGAGGGUCAGCCAUAAAUCACCGGAAAAAUUGCUAAUCAUGAUGCUCCAAGUCUUCUUUUUUGUAGCAAAUGAAACAAGUCAUGCGUGACAAGUGGUAAGUAGGACUGAAGCCUGAUGGGUAUACGCAUUCCACCUACUAAACGAAGGCGUUGCGUCUGAGUGACUACGCACAAACACUCUCGUUCAAGACAUUUCAACUGUACAAUCCAACCAUUUAUCCCCCAUCUCUACUUACUCCCUACCUAUAUAAGCGGUUUCAUCCAUGUACACUUCAUCCAGUUGCCAAUCAAACCAAUACAUCAUCAUGAGGACGACCUUGAGCCUUCUUAUCGUUGUUAGCUUGGCAAUUAGCAAUGCCCAGCCUUUGCCCAAUGAACCUGGAUAUGGUCCGGAACAUCACGAGCCUGCUCACUAUGAAUUCGGUUACAAGGUUCAUGAUGAUAAGUAUGGAGCUGAUUUUGGCCACAGUGAAAAUCGGGAUGGAUAUGCGACCAAAGGUGAAUACCACGUGGUUCUCCCGGAUGGUCGUGUGCAAACCGUCACUUAUUAUGUGGACGGGAAAUCGGGAUAUGUGGCCGAUGUGUCCUACUCCGGGGAGGCCCAUCAUGGUCCAGCCACACCCCAUCAUGUCCCCCCUCCUCCCCCUCCUCCACCAGUGCACGAGGCUUACCAUCAACCAAAGCCACAUUAUCACCAUGGAUAGAAGCAAUCACUUUAACAACUAACUAACUUAUGCCCUUUUAUUUAAUUAAUCCUCUAAAAACAGUGCAUUGUUACUGUCAAUUUUGAUUAAAUAUAUUUCGAGCAACUGAAUCCGGAAAUAAAAACAAUA